Messenger RNA from Drechmeria coniospora, 1962 nucleotides. Its product is annotated as nucleolar GTP-binding protein. The coding region runs from base 1 to 1962 and encodes 653 amino acids. The transcript is spliced from 4 exons. Gene Ontology annotation, molecular function: GTPase activity; RNA binding; GTP binding. NCBI's taxonomy places the organism in Eukaryota, Fungi, Ascomycota, Sordariomycetes, Hypocreales, Ophiocordycipitaceae. Gene Ontology annotation, cellular component: nucleolus. Gene Ontology annotation, biological process: ribosomal large subunit biogenesis. The record is from RefSeq and is a predicted model, not a curated record.
AUGAAGACGACAUGGAAGGACAUCCCCCCGGUGCCCACUCAGCAGGAGUUUCUUGACAUUGUCCUGAGCCGCACCCAGCGCAAACUGCCCACCCAGAUUCGCGCCGGUUUCAAAAUCAGCAGAAUUCGAGGGUUCUACACGAGAAAGGUCAAGUUCACGCAGGAGACGUUUUCGGAAAAGUUUGCCGCUAUUCUCGAUAGCUUCCCCCGACUUCAGGACAUCCACCCGUUCCACAAGGACUUGCUCAACACCCUCUACGAUGCUGAUCACUUCCGCAUUGCUCUCGGCCAGAUGUCGACGGCGAAGCACUUGAUUGAGACCAUCUCUAGGGACUACGUCCGUCUUCUCAAGUAUGGUCAAUCUCUAUUUCAGUGCAAGCAGCUCAAGAAAGCCGCACUCGGUCGCAUGGCCACCCUCAUCAAGCGACUCAAAGAUCCUCUCCUCUACCUCGAUCAGGUUCGCCAGCAUCUCGGCCGUCUGCCAGCCAUCGACCCCAACACCCGCACCCUCCUGAUCUGCGGAUACCCCAAUGUGGGCAAGUCCAGCUUCUUGCGCAGCAUCACCCGCGCAGAUGUCGAUGUCCAGCCCUACGCUUUCACCACCAAGAGUCUAUUCGUCGGCCACUUCGACUACAAGUACCUGCGGUUCCAGGCGAUCGAUACCCCGGGUAUACUGGAUCACCCUCUGGAGGAGAUGAACACGAUCGAGAUGCAGAGCAUCACCGCCAUCGCCCACUUGCGAUCUGCCAUUCUCUACUUCAUGGAUCUUUCCGAGCAAUGCGGUUACACCGUUCAGGCCCAGAUCCAGCUCUUCAAGAGCAUUAAACCGCUCUUCUCAAAUAAGCUGGUCUUCCUCGUAGUCAACAAGAUCGAUGUCGCGAGACCUGAAGAUCUGAACCCCGACCUUCAAGCUGAGCUCCAGACACUAUUAACCUCUGGCGAGGUUGAGAUGCUCCAGCUGUCCUGCAACACCCAGGAGGGCGUCCAGGAGGUCAAGAAUGCCGCCUGCGAGCGCCUCAUUGCCGAUCGUGUCAGCCAAAAGCUCAAGGCAGGCACCGCGAACAACGGCGCUAUUGGCGGCCGCCUUGCAGAUGUCAUGGCUCGCAUUCACGUCGCCCAGCCACUGGGCGGACAGAAGCUCGAGACCUUCAUCCCCGAAGGUCUCGAGGGCCGGGCCAAGUACGACAAAGAAGAUCCAGAUCGUCGUAAGCUCGCAAGAGACGUCGAGGCUGAGAAUGGCGGUGCUGGUGUCUACAACGUGGACAUGCGUGCCGACUACAUUCUCAAAAACCCUGAGUGGAAGUACGACAAGAUUCCGGAGAUCUUCGAUGGCCAGAACGUGUACGACUUUAUUGAUCCCGAUAUCGAGGCAAAGCUACAGGCCCUGGAGGAAGAGGAGGAGAAGCUUGAACAGGAAGGGUACUACGAUUCGGAUGAGGAGAUCGACGAUGAGGAGGAGGCCGAGGUUCUGCAAAAGGCCGAAAUCAUUCGCGAGAAACAGCAACUGAUCCGAAACGAAGCCCGGAUGAAGAAGAGGCUGAAGAACCAGGCCAUCAUUCCUCGCAAGGCCAUGAAGAAGAACUUUUCGGAACUCGAGGAUGCUCUGGAUCAGUUGGGCGUCGACACAACGAAUCUAGCCGAGCGGGCACAACCCCGAUCUCGCAGCCGCGGUCGUUCCCUGACGAGGAGCCGCAUGGGCACCGAGGACCCCGACUCCAUGGACGUGGAUGCCAAGCCCCGAGACCGCCUGCGCUCGAAGAGCAGAGCCCCAACUACCAAUCGGCGGGAAGACGGCGUGACGGACGAAGCGAGCCGCUCGAAGGCCGAGAGGCUAGCGAAGCUGAGCCAGAAGAAGAUGAACCGCAUGGCGAGACAGGGCGAGGCCGAUAGGCACGCCACUGCCUCCAUCACCAAGCAUCUGUUUGCCGGCAAACGUGGCAUGGGCAAGACUCAGCGUCGCUAA